This is a messenger RNA of Nothoprocta perdicaria, 2599 nucleotides long. It is a transcript of the gene TMEM267, whose product is annotated as transmembrane protein 267. The transcript is spliced from 2 exons. The record is from RefSeq and is a predicted model, not a curated record. Lineage: Eukaryota; Metazoa; Chordata; Aves; Tinamiformes; Tinamidae. The coding region runs from base 65 to 724 and encodes 219 amino acids.
AACUGAAGUUAAAGAGGACAAUGCUCAGUGAAUAUUCCGGCAGCCCUUUGUGUGCAGUAGUGACAUGGUUUUUGCAAUGGCAUCGGAGACGGAAAAGGCCCAUGCUCUUCUCCAGACCUUCAGCACAGCUUCAGUUAUUUCUAGCCUGUGUUUGGGAAUAUUCUGCUUUGUAGUGGACAGACUCUUGCAGUUUUCCUUCAUCCAGCAAAGUGACUGGCUGCGAGCCUUCGCUGACAAUGCAGUGCAUGGUGUGCUAGGGAUGUGGUCCUGGGCAAUCGUCAUUGGACUCAGGAAGAAAAGCGACUUCACUGAGGUGGCCCUGGCUGGCUUCCUCUCCUCCGUCAUUGAUGUGGAUCACUUCGUUCUCGCUGGCUCCCUAUCCUUAAAGGCUGCCCUGACUCUUCCACAGAGACCCCUUCUUCACUGUUCUACUGUGAUUCCUGUUGUGGCUCUGACAUUAAAGUUUAUCAUGCACCUUUUCAGGCUUAAGGACUCAUGGUGCUUUCUUCCCUGGAUGUUGUUUAUAUCUUGGACUUCUCAUCAUGUCCGUGAUGGGAUUCGUCACGGCCUCUGGAUCUGUCCUCUUGGGAAAACUCCGCCUUUGCCAUACUGGCUGUAUGUGGCAAUUACAGCAUCUUUACCUCAUCUAUGUUCCUUUAUUAUGUACUUAACAGGCACUAGAGAAUUAAUGUCUAUAAAACACGGAAUCCACAUUGAUGUAUAAGGAUGAUGGAUCUUAGAAAUUGUUUGCAUUCCAACUUAAGCUCUCUGUUUAUCACUGGAAAGUKUUCCUUAUGCCUAACUUCUAAGCCGGGAUCCUAAGGUUAUGGAGUUAAAGCUGCAAUGUCAACUCCUUGUGGUCUGGAAACACAUUUCACCAUGGUAAUAAUGUCUGUCUGCACUUUCCCCUGUAAAAUGUGAGAUCUUCCAUUAAAAUUUCCACUUGGCUGGGCUGUUAUAAAGCACUCAGUCUCUAUGUAGUGCUGAAAAUUCUUAAAUUCUAUUUCUAUUGUCAUGGUGCUGUUCAUUUGAUCACCACUCACUCUGAACUUGUGCUCUGCCCUUGAAAACACAGUUCAUCCCUGUAACUGGUUAACAUUUAUAUAGCCUUUGAAAAAAGUAAAGUACUGCAUAAAUGCUAAGGAUUAGUUGGAAUUUAUUACAGUAUUUCACUUCUGAGAAUCAUCAGUUAGACUUAGUAACUUGUUUUCAUGCUGGAUUCCUCUAUUCAACUAUUUUUAAAAAUGCUAUUUAUAUUUCACAGUGUACAACUGUAUAUUUGCACCUGUUUGAGCACUGCUGUAAUACAGUGUUUAUAUUGAAUUCAGUACCUCCAUAGCUGCUUGAUACUCACCUUGCAGACUGUUAUUAGCUGUUAUUUAUGGUGAGAAAGAAGAAGAUUUUGAUUACAGCACUGUGAGAGUUGACCAAUGUGUUUAAAAAUCUACUGAUUUUGAAUAUUUAAUUUGUAACUAAGGUUUAUAGCUUAAAUAUUUAAGGAUAAUGUGUAAAGGCAAACCUGUACAGUAAGAUACAAGCUUUAGSGAAGAUUCAAAUAAGAUCCAAGAAAAUUCAAAUUGCCCAAAAUACAAGAUGGUUUUAGGCCUUUCCUACGGUAUUCAUCUUAUAUGCAGCAUUUUCCAUUAAGUGCAAUAUUGUCCUCAUUACCACAAAAUAAAAUCCAUUUUUAUUAUAGUGAGAUAGAAAUUUCCUUUUAAAUUAAGCUCCUUAAAAAUGUGGUGAUUUUGCAGCUUCAUAAAACAGUAGCAUUUGCACUGUGGGCUCUUCAGAAUCACAGUUGUACAGAAGUUCCUCAGAAAAAGUUUCAAACUAAAAAGUAAAUUCCUGUCUACCUGGCAGUGUGUGAGCUGAGGAGUGUCUAAUGGCUGUUUUAUUGAUCUUUUAUUAAUUGAACUUCAUUGCACCAUUAAGGUCAUGGGACCUAGAUAAUUCCUGAGAGUGCAGUGAGAAGCUGACAGAAAUGGAGUGUUUUUGAAGAGGACCACGUAUAAUCUGGAAGUGUAGAAACUAGGUGUCACUUUCACAUUUAGCAUUACCUAAGUUAUGCUGUAUUUAUAUUAGUAAAUAUAUAUUAGUCUAGAAAUGUUGCAGCACUUAAAAUUGUGCCUUCCCUCAAAAAAAAUGCUCUCGCUGCCCUGCGAGAGGUUUUUUUUAUAUAUAUGUUUUUCACAUAUAACUGGAGGCUUAUGGAAGCUCUUCUGAAAGUACAGUGGACCAUUAAUUCUAAAAUGAGYGUCUGCUUUUUUUCUUGAAAAUUGGGGAAGCAGAACAUUCCUUAAAGAAUUAUUCCUCAGCCCUAGUUCUCUUUUUUACAGCACAUAAUGGUUUCCAUAAACAGUAUCACAAAUGCCUUGCUUUAGCACCCUCAAUGGGAGCUGGAUACCUGCCUGUUGCCCGAAAACCUGAUGGGUUAAUGGAGGAGUAGUGCCRCUUGCUCAUCUAUUUUUAAUGUUAUUUUAAAAUCUAGGCUGCCGAAUGCUGGUAAGGAGUAUCUUUGGGGAAGAAGUGAGCACUUAAAUCCAUGCAGAAAUUUUUCUGUAUUCUUGCUCUACGGUAAAAUAUUUGUGUAAUUUUGUGC